Messenger RNA from Racocetra persica, 545 nucleotides. The record is from the annotation of a GenBank genome assembly. Lineage: Eukaryota; Fungi; Glomeromycota; Glomeromycetes; Diversisporales; Gigasporaceae.
AUGACUUUUGCAGACAAAUCCUCUGAAGUUGGUGCAGAAAUAGACCAAGAAACAGACAAUACCUGUUAUGACUUGUGUGAAUCAAUUCCAGGCCUUUACCGUUUAUUAGACUUAUGUAAAGACAAAGGGUCGAAUGGUCUUGUUGACAAGAUAUUGAUUUCAGAGCAGCAUUUGAAGAAACUUUGUAAUGAAAUGAUAUCAAGCAGCUUUAAAUCGAUUUCUAAAAUUCAAUUUGAACGGUUGAAUUCCUGUCUUGUUCGUCUUAUUGGAUGUUAUGGUAGAAAUGAUCUCAUUGCAAAAUUAUUAUUGAAUAAAGGUGUUAUUAAUCAUGCAAUUUAUGAGCAACUUUUAAAACCUUAUAAUAUAAAUGAUAUAAAAUCUUUGCCAACUUUAAGACCUGGUAUUUAUCUUCAGAGACUGCCAUCUUCCUCUGAAGACAUUAAUUCGAACCCGAACCAAUUUUUAGUCAUUCACUGGAGUGAAAAUGGUUGUUAUGAAGAUUCUGCAUCAUCUUAUCGAAAAAAGAAUUUGACCAAUUUACAUAG